GCUGCAUUGAUCAAUGGGCUGUCGCGCUACAUAGCUCUGCUUGAAGCUCCCCCGCUGAUUGCAUGUUCUGCCACUUGCCCCGCCAUUUCUCUAUCUUAUCCAUCGCGGGGCUGUCAAUAAACUCCAAACUGCUGCCGUCAAUUGUGACUCCAGUCCACCAUCCAACCAUCGCUAUCACGGCAAACCACCUCUCCCUUGUAUUUGCGAUUUUCGACGCAAUUUAUCUUCUUCUUUAUUCUUGGAAACACACUAGUCCAUUCGUUUGUAGCUAUACCCGCAAAAAUGUUUAAAAAAGAUCUCCAAGGCGCCCCCAAGCAAAAGCUCAAAUCCUCGGCCCAGCGCGCGCUGCGCCAGUCCCUCCUCGCCACGUACCCGCUCCUGACGCCGCACAUCGAAGAGAUCCUCCCCAAGAAGGGCUCCCUCGAGAGCAUGAAGCUGCCCGACCGCAACACCCUCUACGUGCUCGACUCCGUGCCGCUGUUUUACCAGAACGACGGGUCCGACCUGCUGCCGCACCUGAAGCUCGUGCACCGCUUCCCGCAGGCGUUUCCUAGCAUUCGGAUCGACCGCGGAGCCAUUCGGUUUGUGCUCUCUGGAGCGACGCUGAUGGCGCCUGGGUUGACGUCUGCGGGGGGCAGGUUGCCUGUGGAUGGGGGGAAGCCGCUGGAGGAGGGGAAAGAGAUGGAGCAGGGCAUUGUGGAGGAUGGGCGGUGGAGCAGGGAGCUGGCCAAGGGAGAGCCUGUGGUGAUUAUGGCGGAGGGUAAGGAGGAGGCUUGUGCGGUUGGCACGCUGGCUGCUGGGACGGAUGAGGUCAAGGCCAAGGGCAAGGGGCCUGUGGUGGAGGAUGCGCAUUUCUUGGGCGAUGGGCUGUGGAAUUUGAACACGGCGUGAGUGAGGUGUAGCGAGUGAUGGAUGUAUGUAUAAUGCUGCAUAGAGGAGGAUGGAAGAUGGAGGGAUGGGAGGUUUUCUUUUUUUGUCUUUGUUGUUUAUGGUUUGUUAAGGAUAUAUGGGAUGAAAUGAUAUAUGCGCAGAUUUUAUGUGAUGUAAAUGCGUGACGGGACUGGGGAAGCAUAUCCAUGAGUUGUAUAUGAGCAUAUCAGCCAGUUUACGACUAUGCCACUGGGAAUUAUGCUUCUGUAUUGCUACGAGAACAUAUAAGAAUAGUGAGGCCUUGUCCAGCAUAGCUCAUGAAUAGGAGACUUGAUCUACUUGAGAGAUCAAGCGUAUCCCCCCA
Trichoderma asperellum CBS 433.97 is the source of this 1234-nucleotide messenger RNA. RefSeq lists its product as uncharacterized. Lineage: Eukaryota; Fungi; Ascomycota; Sordariomycetes; Hypocreales; Hypocreaceae. Gene Ontology annotation, molecular function: RNA binding. The record is from RefSeq and is a predicted model, not a curated record. Gene Ontology annotation, biological process: formation of translation preinitiation complex.